AUGGCGCGCGGAAGACUUUCGUCUGCCCUGGUGCUGGUUGCAGUGGCGAGCCUUGCCUUGAAAAGCAUCACUGAGGUCUUCGUUGCUCCCCUCAGCAGGAGAGAUGCACUCCAGGCAACUGGUUUCUCUAUGACCACUCUUGGCAGCCAGGCAGUCUGGGCCGAUGCGCAGGGCGAGCCCACCGCAUGCCUUAUUAGGUAUGGGCCCCAGAUCUUGAAGCUGAAGGAUGCCGUUGAUGCGGGUGACAUGCAAGCCAUUCUGAAGAAGGAGCCAAAGUUCAAGCUGCUGAACAGCUACUGGCGCAACGACCCGGCCCUGUUUGAAAAGUACUCCACCCUGUCGGAGAAGCUGCUGGAGGCUGCCGAUGAGGGAAAGAAGGAUGAAGUGAAGAAGCUCUACCAGGAAUACACGUCGGAUUCAGUCUUUGAGCCCUUGAAGCAGCCCAUCAAGCGCAACAAGUUCACCAUGACCAUGUUCUCCUAUGGUGCCGGCAAGUCAUACAACGACGCGUGAGCAGAUCAGCCUAGAGGGGAGUAGGGUAGUUUAAACAUCGCAGGGCACAGACGACAGACGGUUGGUAGCUUCGUAGCUUCAACCGGUGUUUUGUGAAACCAGCUUUUUUGAUAGCCUUCUGCGGCCU
Cladocopium goreaui is the source of this 640-nucleotide messenger RNA. The record is from the annotation of a GenBank genome assembly. Lineage: Eukaryota; Dinophyceae; Suessiales; Symbiodiniaceae.